Molecule: messenger RNA, 2108 nt
Organism: Salarias fasciatus (jewelled blenny)
Lineage: Eukaryota; Metazoa; Chordata; Actinopteri; Blenniiformes; Blenniidae
Gene: akt2
Product: v-akt murine thymoma viral oncogene homolog 2
Exons: 14
Coding region: 546-1994 (482 amino acids)
Biological process (GO): protein phosphorylation
Molecular function (GO): ATP binding; protein serine/threonine kinase activity
Source: RefSeq, a predicted model, not a curated record
CUGUGCUGUCUGGUCGGGACGGAGGGCUUCUAACCACAUUAAACCCGCAAAGAGGGGCGCUUUUUUUUUUUUUUUUUAAUUACCAUUUCCUGGAUUCCGUAAUCUACUUGUGGCCGUGUUCCUGGAGUGUACCUGUCCAGCAGUUUGCCACCCCCCCUCCCCGGCUGGACUUUGCUCUGUGUGUGCUUGCGUACGCUCCAGUGAACCACUGCAGCAGUUUACAGAGCACAAGCACGCCGCCGCCGCCGCUGUUGUCAGAGGAAAACAGGCUCGUCGAGUAGUCCGCUGAGCUGUGUGAUCAUUGACAGAGUUCAGUACACACCAGCUUCAAGUGAUAGCUAGGGGCAGCUUCGUGCGGCAGAGCUCUGGGGAUAUUUCUGCUCACUGGACUCCAGGUAUCGCACAGGAUUUUUACAUUUAUUUUUUUUUCUCCUGUCCAUAAAAUCUAAACCACAGUCGGGCACUUGACCAGUAAGGAGAUUUGGCACGAUUCCCACUAGCUUGUACGCAGCCCCCUCCCUACCCAGACAGUCUUCUGCCCCAGCAUGAAUGAAGUCAGUGUUGUGAGAGAGGGAUGGCUCCACAAGAGAGGUGAAUACAUCAAAACCUGGCGUCCUCGUUAUUUCAUCUUAAAGAGCGAUGGCUCCUUUAUCGGCUACAAAGAGAAGCCGGAGGUGUCCAGUGACCACAGCCUGCCGCCACUCAACAACUUCUCUGUCGCAGAAUGUCAGCUGAUGAAGACGGAGCGUCCCAAACCCAAUACGUUUGUCAUUCGGUGUCUGCAGUGGACCUCAGUUAUCGAGCGGACCUUCCACGUAGAAAGCAACGAGGAGAGAGAGGAAUGGAUGCGAUCGAUCCAGGCGGUGGCCAACAGCCUGAAGAGCCAGCAGCAGGAUGAGGAGCCCAUGGAGAUCAAAUUUGGCUCGCCGAGCGACAGCAGCGGCACAGAGGAGAUGGAGAUCGCCAUUUCCAAAUCCCGCACAAAAGUGACCAUGAGUGACUUCGACUACCUGAAGCUGCUGGGCAAAGGGACGUUUGGUAAAGUCAUCCUGGUGAAGGAAAAAGCCACGGGGAUGUAUUAUGCCAUGAAAAUCCUCCGCAAAGAAGUCAUCAUUGCUAAAGAUGAGGUGGCACACACAGUUACAGAAAGCAGAGUUCUCCAGAAUACGCGGCAUCCCUUCCUAACGACACUAAAAUAUGCAUUUCAAACACAUGACCGGCUAUGCUUCGUGAUGGAGUACGCCAACGGAGGAGAACUCUUCUUUCACUUAUCCCGAGACCGAGUCUUCACAGAAGACAGGGCUCGAUUCUAUGGUGCAGAAAUAGUGUCAGCACUGGAGUAUUUACACUCACGCAAUGUAGUUUACAGGGAUUUAAAGCUGGAGAACCUCAUGUUAGACAAAGACGGACACAUAAAGAUAACAGACUUCGGGCUGUGUAAAGAGGGGAUCACAGACGGCGCCACCAUGAAAACCUUCUGUGGAACCCCGGAGUACUUGGCACCAGAGGUGCUGGAGGACAAUGACUACGGGCGAGCGGUGGACUGGUGGGGACUGGGCGUGGUCAUGUACGAGAUGAUGUGCGGCCGGUUGCCCUUCUACAACCAGGACCACGAGCGUCUGUUCGAGCUCAUCCUCAUGGAGGAGAUCCGCUUCCCCAAGAACCUGGCCCCCGAGGCCAAGGCCCUGCUGGCAGGCCUGCUCAAAAAGGAUCCCAAACAGAGGCUGGGAGGCGGACCGGACGAUGCCAAAGAAGUGAUGAGCCACAAGUUCUUCACCUCCAUCAACUGGCAGGAUGUCACUGACAAAAAGCUCAUUCCACCCUUCAAGCCCCAGGUGACUUCAGAGACGGACACUCGCUACUUUGAUGACGAGUUCACAGCACAAAGUAUUACAAUAACUCCACCAGACAAAUAUGACAGUUUAGACGCUGAGGAUUCGGACCAGCGUACACACUUCCCUCAGUUUUCCUACUCUGCAAGCAUACGGGAAUGAUCCUUCAGACUCUUGAACAAGCAGGCAGGCUGACACAUGAUCACAAUCACACAUACACACUCACACUGCUGGGGGAAUCCGAGUGACACAAAACAGACAAAACAACAAAAAAAA